This is a messenger RNA of Meriones unguiculatus (Mongolian gerbil), 4394 nucleotides long. It is a transcript of the gene Dzip1, whose product is annotated as DAZ interacting zinc finger protein 1. Gene Ontology annotation, cellular component: ciliary basal body; cytoplasm. Gene Ontology annotation, biological process: cilium assembly. The record is from RefSeq and is a predicted model, not a curated record. The transcript is spliced from 23 exons. NCBI's taxonomy places the organism in Eukaryota, Metazoa, Chordata, Mammalia, Rodentia, Muridae. The coding region runs from base 868 to 3486 and encodes 872 amino acids.
CAGAGGAGCCGGGUAGCGGGGAGAAGAGGCCACCAGAAGAUCGUAACGGGGAGGGGGCGGGAGGGGGGUGGGGCAGCCUUAGCCACCCACGGCCUGGAGCCUGGGAGGACGAGGAGCGAGGACAGGCUACCCGCCUCGUCACAACUUGCCCAGACGGGACACGCUCUAUCUUGCACCCUGGAAGAAGGAGCCGGCCUGCCUUUCCGUGCUCGGUUGCUCCUCGGCCUCCGCGAGCCCCGCCUCUGCGCCAGCAGCAAUCCCGGGAUCCGGGUCCCCCGCGUCGCCCCGUGGCUUGCAGCGCCCGGCUUUCGCCCAGGAGCGCGCGGCUGGGGUGCUGGAAAUACAGCGGCGAGCCACUCACCCCUCCUGUUCCCGCUGAUCCUGCCAGCCCAGUGGAUGGAGCCCAGAACCCACAAACCUGCCAGGAAAGAAAAAAAAAAUCCUGAUGGUUGGUCCAAGCAGGGCCUCCCUGGUGGAUUGAGGAAUGCCUGGCUUUUCCUCAGCUCCUUGAUCUUGGAGGUGACCACGGGCAGCCUCCAGAGGACCCCUGCAAUGAGAGGCCUGGGGUCUGCAAGUCGCUGCUAGAAUUUUUUAAAGAAUGCAGCGCCGACAGAAAUCUGUAAGGUCCCUGGGCGCAUGCUGAACGCGCGUGGGCCGACACGCCCUGUGCUCCAGGUCGGGGCUGGGCGUUGCUAUAGUAACGUCCUGGACGCCCAGAUCUCAGGCCGCCGCCGCCGAAGCGGGCGCCUGGGCCUUCUCCAGCUCACGAGGGGUGUGGCGGCGGCGGCCCCAAAGCGGCCCAGGCCAGGUAGAAGACACUGCUCCGCCCCUCAGGCGCAAGCCUAGGCGGCCGGCUGGCUUGCAAGCAUGCCCUUCCAGAAGCACGUGUACUACCCUCUGGCCAACAGCCCCGAGGGGCCCGACGCCCCUGCCGCAGGCGCGGCCCCCAUGGCCUUCGUCCCCGCCAGCGCGGCCACGGGCCCCCUGCCCUUCUUCCAGUUCCGGCCGCGGCUGGAGAGCGUGGACUGGAGGCGGCUGAGCGCCAUUGACGUGGACAAGGUUGCCGGCGCCGUGGACGUCCUGACGCUGCAGGAGAACAUCAUGAACAUCACCUUCUGCAAGCUGGAGGACGAGAAGUGCCCGCACUGCCAGUCGGGGGUGGACCCCGUGCUGCUGAAGCUGAUCCGCCUGGCGCAGCUCACCAUCGAAUACCUGAUGCACUCGCAGGACUUCCUCACGUCGCAGCUGAACCUGGUGGAGGAGAGGCUGCGCCUGAGCAUCAGCGACUACGAGCAGAGCAAGCAGCUGCUCACCAAGCAGGCCGGGGAGAUCAAGCUGCUUAAGGAGGAGUGUAAACGCAGGAAGAAGAUGCUGUCCACGCAGCAGCUGAUGAUAGAGGCCAAGGCCAGCUACUUCCAGUGCCAUUUUUGCGACAAGGCCUUUAUGAACCAAGCCUUCCUCCAGAGCCACAUUCAACGGCGCCACGCCCCCGAGUCUCACCUUGCAGAGUGUAACACAAAGGCCCAGACGGACAGGCUGCAGAAGGAAAUGGACAUGUUGAAGGAACAGCUGCAGCUCACCCGGUCACAGCUGGAGUCUGCCCAGCACUCGCAUGCAGUCCGGUUCUCUAAGGAAUAUGAAAUGCAGAAAACAAAAGAAGAAGACUUUUUGAAGCUAUUUGAAAGAUGGAAAGAGGAAGAAAAGGAGAAGUUACUUGAUGAAAUGGAAAAGGUCAAGGAGAUGUUUAUGAAGGAAUUUAAGGAAUUAACUUCUAAGAACUCAGCAUUAGAAUAUCAAUUGUUAGAAAUACAGAAGUCCAAUGUCCAGGUCAAGUCCAACAUAGGCACCUUAAGAGACGUUAAUGAUGUUAAAGAAGGCCGGCUUCCAUGUCCCCAAGAUUUCCAAAACAUGCUGCAGCUCCUUGACAGCCAGGCAAGCAAGUGGUCAGAUCGAUUUCAAGUUCUCAACGAGGAACACAGCAAGGAGAAGGGACAGCUCCUGUCACACAUUGAAAAGCUUCGGAGCUCCAUGAUGGCAGAUCUGAGCGCAGACAAUGUUUUCUACAAGCGGCGGGUAGAAGAGCUAGGCCAGAAGCUGAAGGAGCAGAAUGAGCUCAUCAUCACUCAGAGGAAGCAGAUUAAAGAAUUUGCCAGUAAACCCCACUGCAGUGAGAUGAAAGGGAAUUCUCUGGCCCGACAAGCACUGGAAUCUAAAUCAGCUGCACCCACGAAUGCCCCGGCCACACGGCCUCUGGAUGGCACAUCCAGCCUGCCCAUGGUAAAUGAGCCAGCAAUAUUCCCAUCACACAUACUGGAACCAAUAGAAGAACUUUCUUCAGAGGAGGAAAAAGGACGAGAAAAUGAGCAGAAGUCAAAUAAGAAGACGCAUUUAAGGAAAACUUCGAAGACCAGCCUCUCUCCUAGGGACCUGAGGACGAACUUGGAGAAGGAGCUGGGGAAUAAACUUCGCAGCUUUGGGAUUAAUGCGGAUAUCCACGGUAUUCCCUGUGAUAUCCUGAAUAGAUCGUUGAAAGCCAUGAAGUUGGCCAGACACGAUCGAGCAAGACAGAUGCCUCACAUGCAGCAGAUUCGAGAGUCCCUCGAACAUCAGCUCAUCUGUAAAAUCGAGGAGAAGCUGUCGGCGCCUUCAGAUAGGCAUGAUGUCCCUCCCAUGAGCACCUUUCCAGCCGAAGAAGUACCCAAGGCAACCCAGAUUCCCCCCAAAAGCAGACCGUUGGUCAGACAGAGAAGUGUGUUUACUGAUAAGGUGGCUGUCCCAAAUCUUAAGAAAAAUACCAAAGAAAAUCAUUUUCUCAGAAAUUUUUCAUCUACCAGGUGGAAAAAGGACUCGAGGUUAGUAAGUUCCGAGUGGAGCAGACGGCGCCCCGACAGGCGUUGCGGUUCUGGCUUGUGCAGGACGCCUCCCUUCAGCUCAGGAGAGGAGGAGGAAGAAGACUUCGUCCAGGCGUACAUAUCUCCGGAGCUACUCAGCACCCACCCCUCCAGAAGCAGCAUGAGCAACUUCGGGAAGAGCUCUGUCAGGAGUGACACGGACUGGACGGAGGGCAGUGAACUGGAGGACUCCGACACCUCUCCGAAGCCCACAGGAACCUCCAUUAAGAUACAAACUGAAAAUGUUGAGAACAUGGUUUUACACCAAGGAAAUGGGAAUAAACCAGUUCCUGGAGUGAAUAUUGCUGAAACACUUGUCAAAAAGGAAGAACUGCAAGAAUUAAAGUGCGCAGAUGUACAGGACGAAGACUGGGACGUCUCAUCCUUUGAGGAAGAAAAGUCUUUGGGGAAGAAGAUAGAACAGAGGGAGCCUCUACCUGGGAAGAGAGAUGUAAAUUCCAGUCAGGUGCCGAGGGCCUGGGGCCCUGUGAACCCUCGGGAACUCAAGGAAGAAGGACUUCAGGAAAACGAAGCGAGCGUGCUGAAAAGCAGCCUAGUGACCGUGACAGACUGGAGUGACGCUCGUGAGGUCUAACCACAAUCCCACGUGUCGGAAAACUGUUCCGGAAGCCAGCAGCAAGGUAGCCAACAGCCUCUCGGGGUGUAAGGCUCCCCAGUGUUUCCUACCGCGACAAGGGCAUCCUGUGACAUAACACAGGCCUGAGUACCAGCUGUCAGCUGUGCACUGUGUAAACCGAGAUACCAUGGCGUCAUAAAGUGUUCUCUUCAGUACAGUCCUCGCUAGUGUUAAGUGUAUUUUCUUCAGCUAACUAAGUCUUUUUCUCUCUUCGACUGAUAGCAGGCUUUGGUUUGAAUUAUUACAGCUUUUUAAAAGAUAUACAAACUGUCACAUUGGUAGUGCUUAUGUUACAGAAUUCCGUUAAGUCUCUUCAAAAUUAGUGAAGUUAAUGACAUCCUAGGGGUGAAACUGCUUGUUUUCCAUAUGGAAGUCCAGGAUGCCAACACUUAGCUAGGCCCGUGGCAAACAGGUUUUCUCAAAGCCCCUCUGACCCCUGAGCUCCGAGGCCCUGGGAGCAUGUGUUGCUGACCAUUGUUUUCUGCAGUGUACUCUGUCUCUUGGAUAUUUUAUGAGUAAUAUACAACUGUUCUAAAUGCCAAUUGAUCUUUAUGAGAUGAUCACUAGAAAAAGAUGAACCACUGACUCAUACAUGUGUGUAGUUUUCUGUUUUUCAGUACCCAGCCCAUAUUAUAAAUACCUCAGAACUAACUUAUAUUCUUGAAUAAUGAUCUUGGCAAUGACCAGAAAGUUUAUAUAUAAACUUUUUGUUUCUCUUUUCUUUUUUUAAUUUUUUUCCUUUUUUUAAAAAAUAUUUUUUAUACUUUGUGGUACUAUUAGGAUUAUCUCAAGAAAAAAAAAGUCACAUUUUAAUGGCUUGUUGAUUUGGUUCAUCUGUCAACCAGUAAAGUCCUCCAUCACUCCUG